AUGGCCGCCAGCAUGUCCUUGAGACGUCUGAAGGUCGUUGUCGUCGUCUUUGCGUUGGUCGUCCUCGCUGCUGGUGGGGUCGAGGCCGGAGUGGCAGCCAGGAAUUUCCCUUCAGAAUCUCCCUUAGAAUCGCCUUUCAAAAUCGACCUUCAAAAUGUCCCUUCAAAAUCACUCUUCAAAUUAUCCCUUCAGAAUUUCCCUUCAAAAUCUCCCGUGCCUUUCCCCCCCUCUCAGAGCGGGCAGUGUGCCCUCUACGGCGGCCGCUGCCUCCCCUCGGACGCCUGGGUCUGCCACGCCCUCGGGGGACCGGCGGCGUGCGCUGGCGGAGACGACGUCUGCUGUGAUGAAUGCCCCUUCAAGACGCGCUCCCAAUGCCUGGAGAACAACGGCAUAUGCAAGUCGAGCUGCGCCCCCGACGAGCAAGCGUUGCAAGGCGGCUGCAGGGGAGACGGUUGCAUCUGCUGCGCCACCUGCAGGAUCACGCCGAGGUGCCAGACGAGGGGCGGCUCCUGCGUCAAGAGCGUGGCGGAGUGUCCUUCGGGAUUGGUCGACAGCGCCGCCUGCGAGGGAGACCAGUGCAUCUGGAACUACCACGCAGUCGCCUCCAACCUGCAGUGGGCUAAAAGCUGGAACUACCACGCAGUCGCCUCCAACCUGCAGUGGGAAAUCAACACCACCUACGGGGUCAUCAGCAUGGGGUCAGAGGUCAGCCUCUACGAGAACAACCUGGACUGCGAGUGGCGAAUCGAGGUCAGGCCGGGCCACCAGCUGACCUUGGUGUGGCUGAGGAUCGACAUCGAGAAAGAGGACGUGUGUGGUUUCGAUUUUGUGGAGUUGGAGGUUCAAGAGAAAAUCGGCUUCUCGGGCGACCUCAUGGCUUCGUAUCUCCCCGUCUACGAGGACAACAUGGACUGCGAAUGGAGGGUGACGACGCCGAAGAACUCCCUGGUCCGCUUCCACUUCGAGAGCUUCGGCCUCGAGGACUCCACGGGCUGCGGCUUCGAUUACCUGGAGCUGGAAGACCUGUCGGUGCCUGGUCUUAUUCUGACGGGAAGUCGUCUGUGCGGCAGCGAAGUCCCAGACGACAUCUACUCCUUCAGCAACCAGGUCGUGGUCAGGUUCCACUCCGAUUCCUCUGUCACGAGUCGCGGCUUCGUCCUCCACUUCGAUGCUGUGUUCGCUCAGCCUCCCCCUCCCCCACUCGUCUGCAAUGGAACGUAUGGGAUGGACGGCCUCUCCGGCUACAUCAGGCCGACCUACAACGACACUUACGAAAAUUUCAUGGACUGCGAGUGGAGGGUGGCGACGCCGAGGAAUUCGCUUGUCCACUUCCACUUCGAGAUCUUCGACCUCGAGAACUCCACGGGCUGCGGCUUCGAUUACCUGGAGCUGGAAGACCUGUCGAUGCCCGGUUUUAUUCUGGCGGGUGGUCGUCUGUGCGGAAGCGAAGUCCCAGACGACUUCUACUCCUUCAGCAACCAGGUCGUAGUCAGGUUCCACUCCGAUUCCAUCGUCGUUGGCCGCGGCUUCGUCCUCCACUUUGAGACAGUCUUCAUCCCGCCUCUACCGCCUCUGUCCUCCUGCAAUGGAACAUAUGAGAUGAACAGCAUCGCCGGCUCCAUCAGGCCGAGCUACAACGGCACUUACGAGAACAGCAUGGACUGCGAGUGGAGGGUCACGAUGCCGGGGAAUUUGCUCGUCCGCUUCCACUUCGAGAGCUUCGACCUCGAGGACUCCACGGACUGCGUCUUCGAUUACCUGGAGCUAGAGGACCUGUCGGUGCCUGGUCUUAAUCUCACAGGAGGUCGUCUGUGCGGCAGCGAAGUCCCAGACGACAUCUACUCCGUCAGCAACCAGGUCGUAGUCAGGUUCCACUCCGAUUCUUCCGUCGUAGGCAGUGGCUUCGCCCUCUACUAUGAGGUUGAACAGCGCAUCCGGCAACAUCAGGCCGAUCUUUACCUGACCAGCGACCACGGCUUCAUCACCCACGGCCCCGUCAACGCCUCCUACAUGAUUAAUAUGGACUGCGAGUGGCGGGUAACGACUCCCGAAGGCACCAAGGUCGUCCUCGAGUUCUUCUCCUUUGACCUGGAGGCUGACCCGGAAUGCAGAUUCGAUUACCUGGAGGUGGAGGACCUGGCGACCGGUCUCUCUCUUGGAAGAGGGCGCAUGUGUGGUACCGAUUUGCCAGGAACCAUUCAGUCCAUCAGCAACCAAGUCGUAGUCAGGUUCCACUCCGAUUCCUCUGUCGUUGGCCGCGGCUUCGACCUCGUUUUCAGCGCUCUCUACUCCGUCUACACGACUACUCCAGCCAGCACAGACUUCUGCAACGGAUCAACUGCACUGGAUCUAUACUUCGGAACCAUCAGUCCAACUCCGAACUCUUUGCCUUACGAUAACAACAUGGACUGCGAGUGGACUUUGACGACGCCGGAAGGAACAUUAAUUCUAUUCCACUUCUUGAGCUUCGACUUGGAGUACAGUGAAGAUUGCGUCUUUGAUUACCUGGAACUGGAGGACCUGUCGAGACCUGGACAGUACCUCGGAGGGGGUCGUCUGUGCGGCAGCGAAGUCCCAGACGACAUCUACUCGUUCAGCAACCAGGUCGUGGUCAGGUUCCGUUCCGAUUCCUCCGUCGUUGGCCCCGGCUUCGUCGUCAGCUUUGACAGCCUCUACCACGGCACCCGAGCGCCGUCCUCAACCCGACACACUUACUGGUCGGAAAUCCUCCCCACGGGGUUCUCGACGGGAACCUGGGAAGACACGACCACUCCAGAUGAAACGACCACUUCAGGUGAAUCGACCACUCCAGAUGAAUGGACCACUCCAGGUGAAUGGACUUUUCCAGAAACUCUUCCAGCUCGGUCCUCAACUCGACAGACUUACUGGCCAGAAAUCCUCCCCACGGGGUCCUUGACGGAAACCUGGGUGGACACGACCACGCCCGCCCCCCUCUGCGCCGCCCACAGCUUCCUGACGGCGCCCUCGGGGACCGUGAGCGCCUCCUCGGCCUCCUCGUACCCCAACGGCCUCUCGUGCGAGUGGGAGGUCGUGGCGCCGGAGGACGCGACCAUCCUGUUCGCCUUCGUCGCCUUCGACGUCGAGUCCUGCAGCUCCUGUAGCUGCGAUUACGUCGAGCUGCUCGACGCGGCGGCGCCCGGGCGGCCUCUGGGCGGAUCCCGCCUGUGCGGCGCCGCGCCCCCCGCCCCCCUGGCCUCGCUCAGCAACCGCGUCCGCGUCCGCUUCGUCACCGACUCGUCCGUCGGCGGCAAAGGCUUCGAACUCCGCUACGAAUUCGUCAACGCCGGCACGUCACGCACAUCGACCCCAGGGCUCGAGACGACCACCACGUCCGCGUUCACGACGAGAGUUUGGUACGACACGACCACGCCCGCCCCCCUCUGCGCCGCCCACAGCCUCCUGACGGCGCCCUCGGGCACCGUGGCGCCGGAGGACGCGACCAUCCUGUUCGCCUUCGUCGCCUUCGACGUCGAGUCCUGCAGCUCCUGUAGCUGCGAUUACGUCGAGCUGCUCGACGCGGCGGCGCCCGCGCGGCCUCUGGGCGGAUCCCGCCUGUGCGGCGCCGCGCCCCCCGCCCCCCUGGCCUCGCUCAGCAACCGCGUCCGCGUCCGCUUCGUCACCGACUCGUCCGUCGGCGGCAAAGGCUUCGAACUCCGCUACGAAUUCGUCAGCGCCGGCACGUCACGCACAUCGACCCCAGGGCUCGAGACGACCACCACGUCCGCGUUCACGACGGGAGUUUGGUACGACACGACCACGCCCGCCCCCCUCUGCGCCGCCCACAGCCUCCUGACGGCGCCCUCGGGGACCGUGAGUGCCUCCUCGACCUCCUCGUACCCCAACGGCCUCUCGUGCGAGUGGGAGGUCGUGGCGCCGGAGGACGCGACCAUCCUGUUCGCCUUCGUCGCCUUCGACGUCGAGUCCUGCAGCUCCUGUAGCUGCGAUUACGUCGAGCUGCUCGACGCGGCGGCGCCCGGGCAGCCUCUGGGCGGAUCCCGCCUGUGCGGCGCCGCGCCCCCCGCCCCCCUGGCCUCGCUCAGCAACCGCGUCCGCGUCCGCUUCGUCACCGACUCGUCCGUCGGCGGCAAAGGCUUCGAACUCCGCUACGAAUUCGUCAGCGCCGUCCUGACGGCGCCCUCGGGGACCGUGAGUGCCUCCUCGACCUCCUCGUAUCCCAACGGCCUCUCGUGCGAGUGGGAGGUCGUGGCGCCGGAGGACGCGACCAUCCUGUUCGCCUUCGUCGCCUUCGACGUCGAGUCCUGCAGCUCCUGUAGCUGCGAUUACGUCGAGCUGCUCGACGCGGCGGCGCCCGGGCAGCCUCUGGGCGGAUCCCGCCUGUGCGGCGCCGCGCCCCCCGCCCCCCUGGCCUCGCUCAGCAACCGCGUCCGCGUCCGCUUCGUCACCGACUCGUCCGUCGGCGGCAAAGGCUUCGAACUCCGCUACGAAUUCGUCAGCGCCGGCACGUCACGCACAUCGACCCCAGGGCUCGAGACGACCACCACGUCCGCGUUCACGACGUUAGUUUGGAUCGACACGACCACGCCCGCCCCCCUCUGCGCCGCCCACAGCCUCCUGACGGCGCCCUCGGGCACCGUGAGCGCCUCCUCGGCCUCCUCGUACCCCAACGGCCUCUCGUGCGAGUGGGAGGUCGUGGCGCCGGAGGACGCGACCAUCCUGUUCGCCUUCGUCGCCUUCGACGUCGAGUCCUGCAGCUCCUGUAGCUGCGAUUACGUCGAGCUGCUCGACGCGGCGGCGCCCGGGCAGCCUCUGGGCGGAUCCCGCCUGUGCGGCGCCGCGCCCCCCGCCCCCCUGGCCUCGCUCAGCAACCGCGUCCGCGUCCGCUUCGUCACCGACUCGUCCGUCGGCGGCAAAGGCUUCGAACUCCGCUACGAAUUCGUCAGCGCCGGCACGUCACGCACAUCGACCCCAGGGCUCGAGACGACCACCACGUCCGCGUUCACGACGGGAGUUUGGAUCGACACGACCACGCCCGCCCCCCUCUGCGCCGCCCACAGCCUCCUGACGGCGCCCUCAGGCACCGUGAGCGCCUCCUCGGCCUCCUCGUACCCCAACGGCCUCUCGUGCGAGUGGGAGGUCGUGGCGCCGGAGGACGCGACCAUCCUGUUCGCCUUCGUCGCCUUCGACGUCGAGUCCUGCAGCUCCUGUAGCUGCGAUUACGUCGAGCUGCUCGACGCGGCGGCGCUCGCGCGGCCUCUGGGCGGAUCCCGCCUGUGCGGCGCCGCGCCCCCCGCCCCCCUGGCCUCGCUCAGCAACCGCGUCCGCGUCCGCUUCGUCACCGACUCGUCCGUCGGCGGCAAAGGCUUCGAACUCCGCUACGAAUUCGUCAGCGCCGGUAUCCUAAACCGUAUUAACACGUUACAUAACAAAAAUGAAGACUUUCCGCGCAAGAAAGUUCGAAGAGAAAAUAAAUUAGCAGAGAGAGUUGAAGUAACGGUUAUGUUGAAGGCUGUCGCUCUUCAAAUAUAG
Messenger RNA from Penaeus indicus, 5508 nucleotides. Its product is annotated as cubilin-like. The coding region runs from base 1 to 5508 and encodes 1835 amino acids. The record is from RefSeq and is a predicted model, not a curated record. The transcript has 38 exons. NCBI's taxonomy places the organism in Eukaryota, Metazoa, Arthropoda, Malacostraca, Decapoda, Penaeidae.